Castor canadensis (American beaver) is the source of this 732-nucleotide messenger RNA. RefSeq names its product adiponectin, C1Q and collagen domain containing (gene Adipoq). The record is from RefSeq and is a predicted model, not a curated record. Gene Ontology annotation, molecular function: protein binding. Lineage: Eukaryota; Metazoa; Chordata; Mammalia; Rodentia; Castoridae.
AUGCUGUUGCUGCAAGCUGUUCUCCUGCUAUUAGCCUUGCCUAGUCCUGCUGAGGAUACCCCAACCGAGGGGCCAGGAGUCCUGAUUCCCCUGACUAAGGAGGCCUGCCAAGGUUGGAUGGCAGGCAUCCCUGGACUUCCUGGCCACAAUGGGACCCCAGGUCGUGAUGGCAGAGAUGGCACCCCUGGCGAGAAGGGUGAGAAAGGAGAUGCAGGUCUUGUUGGUCCUAAGGGUGACACUGGUGAAGUUGGAGUGACUGGAGUGGAAGGUCCCCGAGGCUUUCCAGGAACCCCAGGCAGGAAAGGAGAGCCUGGAGAAAGUGCUUAUGUAUACCGCUCAGCUUUCAGUGUGGGGCUGGAGAACCGGGUCACUGUCCCCAAUGUUCCCAUCCGCUUUACCAAAAUUUACAAUCAGCAAAGCCACUAUGAUGGUAGCACCGGAAAAUUCCACUGCAACAUUCCAGGGCUGUACUACUUCUCCUACCACAUCACAGUCUACACGAAGGAUGUGAAGGUGAGCCUCUUCAAGAAGGACAAGGCUGUGCUCUUCACUUAUGACCAGUACCAGGACAAGAACGUGGACCAGGCCUCUGGCUCUGUGCUCCUCCACUUGGAGGUGGGUGACCAAGUCUGGCUUCAGGUGUAUGGGGACGGGGACCAUAAUGGACUCUAUGCAGACAAUGUCAACGACUCUACCUUCACAGGCUUCCUUCUCUACCAUGACACCAUCUGA